This is a messenger RNA of Arabidopsis lyrata subsp. lyrata, 647 nucleotides long. RefSeq lists its product as uncharacterized. The transcript has 3 exons. NCBI's taxonomy places the organism in Eukaryota, Viridiplantae, Streptophyta, Magnoliopsida, Brassicales, Brassicaceae. Bases 135 to 647 code for a protein of 170 amino acids. The record is from RefSeq and is a predicted model, not a curated record.
ACCCUAAUACUCAUACCUAAUUAGCCUAAUAUAAAUAUAAGAAUAUGGUGCCGCUUCUUAUAUUGUCAAUCGUUUUGUCGCUGGGAACUUCCUUCUCCAUCGCUAAAUAGGGUUUCGAUUCAAUAUUGCGUUUGAUGCUGCCAUCGACGACGGCGCUUCAGUGGGAACAAGAGGUUACGAAUUGUCAUGAUGAACGAGCUUCUGACAAUCCGAUCUCCCCGAGUCAACCUCAUGAAUCCAACUUCUCUUCGCCGAUCACUCCGAUAACACCAUCACAGUCACCUCUAUCUCACGAUCCUCAAGAUUUUAACAAAUCAUACAUGAUUAAGGCUGUUCCAGAAAGAACUGACGUUCCCGUUCUUCAAGUUUUGAACCCGGAAGUGGAAUCGUUCUGUGCAAAAGAAUGGAUUGAAACAAGUUCAUCGAUUCAAGAGAGUGGUAUCAAAGAUGUGCUAUCGACAUACAUGAAUCAAGACGAUCAAAGGACGAAUCAAGGCCGGACCAAGUGUCACAUCCGAUUGAGAGGUCGCCACGUUCCCAUAGAUUUACAUGUGAGUUUGGAAGCAAAAUUAGAGCUCUUUGGAUGGGAGUAUAAGAAGGAGCUAAAUCAAGGUCAUAUUAGUGUAAAGAACUGGUUUAUGGUGUAG